AUGUUUGAUUUUAUUAAAGGAUUUUCUUCAUUUAUUCUAAUUAUUCUAACAAAUAUUAUUACCGGACCUAUUUCCAUUGUAUCGAAUUAUUAUUUAAUCAAGUCAGAUUCGAUCUCUACAAGUUUAACAUCAUGCAAUUUAAUGAUUACAAUUUCUUUUGGACUCAUGGAUUCAAUUCUAUAUGGUAUUGGCAUAUAUUUAUCGAUGCGAACAGUUUAUGAAUCACAUGACCAACUAACGUUGUCUAAUAAACAAAUUGUACAUUAUCAUAAACGAUUUGAGUCCAUUCUAAUAAAAGAAAAGCAUUUAUUAGAACCGAUCGGUCAACAAAUUGAUAUAUUAAUUCAAAAUCAAAUAAAUUUAGAUGCUUUAAUUAACGAUUUAGUUAAAGAUAAUUAUAGAGACCAACCAUUGAUAGAAAAUAUUCUAAAUAAAUUAGCAACAUUGAACUUUAUUCAAAACGAUAGUAUAAGAACAAUCGAAAAGAAUAUUAAGGAAAGUAUCCGAUUAUUAAAAUUAAAUUCAACGAUAAAUGAAAACAAUCCUGGAUUACAUCAGAAUUAUUUUGACAAUUUAGUAUUAUCAAAUGAUUAUCUCUACGAUCGAAUUUAUUCAUUUAUUUUUUCCAUAUCAUUUCUUAUAUAUAUUCAGCAAAUAUUGCUUUGGCUUUUACAAUAUUUAACUUUGAAAAAUCCUGAAAAAUAUAUUUCAUAUUCAUUCAUUCUUUCCACUAUUAUUAUUUGCCAAUCACUAACUUUAAUUUAUUUCAUUGAAAUAACGAACACAUUUCAUUAUCUUUCUCCAUUGUAUAUUUACACAUGUCUUUUUGUUAUUCGAAGUUUUAUAGUAAUCUAUCAGAAUUGUUUUUCUAUUCAUUAA
Messenger RNA from Rotaria socialis, 879 nucleotides. NCBI's taxonomy places the organism in Eukaryota, Metazoa, Rotifera, Eurotatoria, Philodinida, Philodinidae. The record is from the annotation of a GenBank genome assembly.